This is a messenger RNA of Monodelphis domestica (gray short-tailed opossum), 928 nucleotides long. Its product is annotated as vomeronasal 1 receptor monDomV1R1247. NCBI's taxonomy places the organism in Eukaryota, Metazoa, Chordata, Mammalia, Didelphimorphia, Didelphidae. Gene Ontology annotation, cellular component: membrane. The record is from RefSeq and is marked validated. Gene Ontology annotation, molecular function: pheromone receptor activity. Gene Ontology annotation, biological process: G protein-coupled receptor signaling pathway.
AUGACUGAUCAUAAUAUAGCACUGAAAAUUCUCUUCUUCUCUCAGACUCUAAUUGGAGUCAUGGGGAAUUCCUUCCUCCUGGGCCUUUACAUCAUCACCUUCUUUGCUGGUCCCAGGCUGAGGACAAUAGACAUGAUUCUUACCCAUCUGGCCUUUGUCAAUAACCUGGUGCUUCUCUCCAAGGGGAUCCCUCAGACAAUGGCUGCUUUUGAGCUCAAUAAUUUCCUGGAUGAUAUAGGAUGUAAAUCUGUCUUUUAUCUUCACCGAGUGUCCCGGGGACUUUCUCUGUGCACCACUUCCCUCCUCAGUGGCUUCCAGGCCCUCACUAUCAGUUCUGGAAACUCCAGGUGGGCAGAAAUCAAAACCAGAGUUCAAAAAUAUACUGUUCCCUUUUGCCUCUUUUGUUGGGUUCUCCAUUUGGGGACAAAUGGAUCUAUUCUUGUCUAUAUGAAAGGCCCAAAAGGUUAUGAAAAUAUUACUAAGAUACAGGAUUUUGGUUUUUGCUCAACAUUAUUCAAUCCCUCAUUUACUACCUCAAUAUCUGCAUUUAUAAUUUCCCUACCUGAUGCCACUUGUCUAAUACUUAUGAUCUGGGCCAGCGGCUCUAUGGUACUUGUCUUGCACAGACACCGCCAAAGGGUUCAGUAUAUUCACAAUAGCAGGCUCUUCUCUAGACCCUCUCUUGAGGCCAGGGCUACCCAGUCUAUCCUGAUGCUGGUUAGUAUAUUUGUAUACUUUUAUUCAUUCAAUUCUGUAUUGACAGUUUAUGUGCAAUUUGCAAAGACCAACCACUUGCUGUUGAAUGUUUCUGCCUUCCUGGCUGCCUGCUUUCCAGCUUGUAGCCCCUUUGUGCUGAUCUUCAACGAUUCGCAAGUGUCUAAAUACUGCUUGACUAUCUGGGAGAAAAUAAAGUUUCCAUCCUUAUAUU